ACGAUCACUGGCUGGGUCUUCCUUGUUUUGUCCAAAUCGUUGACUUUAUUUUCGUAGUAUUAGUACGGUUUUAGUGCCUUGAAAGCAGUAUGAGCUAUCCACCACCAGGAGGAUAUGGCAUGCCACAGCCAGGGGGUCACCCAUACCCCAUGGGCGGGGCACCACCCCCACUAGGAUUUGAUAAUGUAGCUCAGCCAAAUGCCCCAUAUCCAGGGGGAGGUAUGCCUAUGCCAGCACCAGCCCCAGCACCCUAUGGAGGUCCUCCAGCUGCUGGUUUUCCUGUUCCUGGGGGUGCCCCACCUUACUCAGGCUUUGGAGCCCCACCCCAGCCCAUGGUACCUCCACCCCAACCUUCUCAUGGAUAUUAUCAGCCCCACCACCAGCCAGCUCCUAUGCCUAAUCCUAGCCUGUCCUUCCAGGGUGCUGCUAUGGCAACAGCAGCAUUUCCAGGUCACUAUAAAGCUCAACAAGGCCCACCCAUGCCACAACCUGCUGCUAGUUCAAAUGUAUCUUACCAACAACACAUAUCCUACUCAUCACAGACUACAGUUGCAUCUGCCCCGCCCCAAACUAUGGCAAGCAGCACUAGUCAACAAGCUCCAACUACUACCACUAAACCAAGAGGCAGGGCCUCUGUGGUUCCUUACUCUCCCUUUGAUGGUAAGAAAGACGCUGAUGUUCUCCGUAAAGCAAUGAAAGGCUUAGGUUGUGACUCUAAAGCCAUUAUGUAUUUAUUAUGCACCAGAACAAACUCACAACGACAGCGUAUUGCUUUAGAAUACAAGACGAUGCAUGGAAGAGAUCUUAUCAAAGAUCUCAAAAGUGAGUUAGGUGGACACUUUGAAGAUGUUGUGAUUGCUCUGAUGACACCACCUGAAGAGUACGAUGCUGGUCUCCUGCGUAAAGCCAUCAAGGGACUGGGCACAGAUGAAGCAAUGCUUAUAGAAAUUCUCUCCACAAGGACUAAUGCUGAAAUCAUAGCAAUAAAAAAUGCCUACAAAAGAUUGUUUGAUAGAGACCUUGAAGUUGAUAUAUCAAAGGACACCUCCGGUCACUUCAAGAAGUUCCUUAUUUCCCUGGCACAGGCCUACAGAGAUGAGACAGAUCAAGUUGAUAUUGCCAAAGCAAAGCAAAACGCUGAGGAAUUAUAUAAGGCUGGUGAAGCAAGAUGGGGAACUGAUGAAUCUAAAUUCAACAGUAUUCUUGCAUCAAGGAGUUAUGCUCAGCUAAGAGCAACAUUUGAUGAAUAUGCCAAGAUUUGUAAAUAUGACAUUGAGGAGUCAAUAAAGAGAGAGAUGUCAGGGGAUCUCAAAGAUGCCAUGGUAUCUGUAGUUCGCGUUGUAAGAAAUGCUCCAGCUUUCUUUGCUCACAAACUGCACAGGUCUAUGAAGGGUCUUGGUACAGAUGACAGUAAGCUUAUCCGAGUUAUUGUUACUCGGUCGGAAAUAGAUAUACUUGAUAUCAGAGAUGAGUUUGCUAGACAAUAUGGUACACCACUUGGACAGUUCAUCGCUGAUGAUACUAGAGGAAAUUACAAGAAAAUCCUUCUACAGCUUAUUGGAGAGAAAUGCUGAAUACCCAGGAAAGUCAUCCUAUUAUAUCUGUCAACARUGGUCUWCUGKUMUAUUUGUCUGUCCGUCCUCUAUAACUAAAAAAAUGUCCCACAGGGAACCCAAGACGAAAAAUCGUGCUGGGAUACCUGUGUUAUGAUUAURAAAUUUUAAAGUGCUAAUUGGUAUUUAUUUUAUUGUAAGACUGACGGUAGCAUAGUAACUCAGGAUAAAUUACUUYUCAGUCUUCUGUYAUAGCWUAGUGACCUUCUAAUCUCGRCAAUUUGUACAACAAACCGGGAAAAAUAUGGCCAUAAAUUUAGAUAUUUUUGAGUACUUUUUCCCAAACAAAUAYUUACUUAUGGCACUUCGUUACAAAAAUUAAUCAUUUUAUGUUGCGUUUAUGUGACAUAGGAGCUAUAUGACAUCACAUUAACACUGCAKUGACAUAAUGACAUCACAGUGACAUCAUAAUGACGCCAUAGUGACAUCAURCAUACAGUUUCCACCUUGACUGCUUGUCUUAAUGUUGCUAUUMUGAACAUCUUGCGACUUUUGAUUAAUAAAUCAAUAUAUACCCGUCCACACUAUAUUUAGCAAUUGUGUGGAAGUGGGAGUCAACGCGGUUUCAUCCGAAUCUCAUUUUUGAGAAUUGCCGACCGUUCUCCGCCCGUCUAUUCCGCACACUUAAAUGUAAAAUUGUAGUCGCAUUUCGUGKUCAAAGACAUAACGGAAUGUUGUUAUAUUGAGCUCGAUUGUUUUUUGUUUUGUUUGCUGUUUUUAUUUAAUUGUCCACCACAAAUCUCAGCAUAAAAAUAAAAGUAUACUAGCCAUU
Messenger RNA from Exaiptasia diaphana, 2385 nucleotides. RefSeq names its product annexin A5. Gene Ontology annotation, cellular component: cytoplasm. Gene Ontology annotation, molecular function: calcium ion binding; calcium-dependent phospholipid binding. The coding region runs from base 90 to 1574 and encodes 494 amino acids. Lineage: Eukaryota; Metazoa; Cnidaria; Anthozoa; Actiniaria; Aiptasiidae. The transcript is spliced from 17 exons. The record is from RefSeq and is a predicted model, not a curated record.